This is a messenger RNA of Hyla sarda, 6268 nucleotides long. RefSeq names its product HPS5 biogenesis of lysosomal organelles complex 2 subunit 2 (gene HPS5). Lineage: Eukaryota; Metazoa; Chordata; Amphibia; Anura; Hylidae. Gene Ontology annotation, molecular function: protein binding. The record is from RefSeq and is a predicted model, not a curated record. Gene Ontology annotation, biological process: developmental pigmentation. Gene Ontology annotation, cellular component: cytoplasm. Bases 402 to 3695 code for a protein of 1097 amino acids. The transcript is spliced from 23 exons.
ACGCACUCCACCCUCCUGAGUGUAAGUGCUGUCUGACUAAUGAGAGGCAUGUGACACAGCAGUGAGACCUGCACACUGACUCGCCCCCUCAGCUGUGAACACUCAGCCAAUCACAAGCCUCAGCACAGCAGAACAACCAAUCAGCACAGCGGCCGCUGCCAGGAACAACCAAUCAGCAUCUCUGCCUCCUCCUCCUCAAACCAACUCAGAAGAUUCUAACUCCACAAACACUUCACAUCCAGGAAGAAGAAGCUUCAGAGUCACCGGGAGGAGGAGGAGGAUUGUGCGGAGGACUGUGCGGAGGACUGUGCGGAGGACUGAGACCCAAAUAGUGAGAGCGGGUAAAAGACAACAAGGGAAUGUGAUGUGCAGUAAAGGGCGGUAGCGUCAGUCCAGCCUCCAUGACUGCCCCGGUGGCCGAAGCCUUCAGCCAUGUCCUGGCAGAAUUUGACUCCCUGGACCCUUUGCUGUCGGCCCUGCGCUUAGAUUCCAGCAGAUUGAAGUGUACCUGUCUUGCUGUGUCCCGGAGAUGGCUGGCUCUUGGAAGCUCAGGGGGCGGCCUGAACCUCAUCCAGAGGGACGGCUGGAAACAGAGGCUUUUCCUUACCCACAAGGAGGGCGCUAUCUCCAGGGUCGCCUGCUGCCCCCAUGAUAAUGACUUUGUGGUUGUUGCAACCAGUCAGGGGAUUGUGGUCGUCUGGGAAUUGAACCAGGAACGUCGUGGGAAACCAGAAAGGAUCUACGUGUCUUCUGAGCACAAGGGGCGCAAGGUGACUGCCCUCUGCUGGGACUCUGCGGUACUGCGGGUGUUUGUCGGCGACCAUGUUGGAAAAGUGUCCGCCAUCAAGUUAAACUCUGCCAAGCAGGGAAAGGCCGCUGCCGCAUUCGUGAUGUUCCCGGUUCAGAUAAUCACCAGCGUGGACUCGCGUGUGGUGCAGCUGGAUUACAUGGACGGCCGCCUGCUCAUCUCCUCCCUGACCCGCUCCUAUCUGUGUGACACUGAGAGGGAGAAAUUCUGGAAAAUCGGCAACAAGGAAAGAGAUGGAGAAUAUGGGGCUUGUUUCUUCCCUGGAGGACGCAGCUCAGGGGCCCAGCAGUCGAUUCUGUACUGCGCCCGGCCAGGGUCCAGGAUGUGGGAAGUCAACUUCGAGGGAGAAGUGCAAAGUACCCACCAGUUCAAGCAGCUCCUGUCUGCACCGCCGCUGCCUGUCAUCAACAUGCGGUCGGACCCUCAGUACGAUUCCUCCCCUGGUCCUCCUCAGUCUUUAGCCUUUGCCAAGCUCCUGUUUGUCAGCGAUCAGAGCGUCCUGACGUGGACAGAGCGGGGGGUCUAUGUGUUCAUCCCUGAGAAUGCUCAGGUUCUGCUGUGGAGUCAAAUAAAAGGUAUCCAGGACAUAUCUGUAUACAAGAACGAACUAUUCUGCCUCCACGUGGACGGGAAGAUCUCCCACCUCUCCCUGCUUCCUGUGGACAGAUGUGUGGAGCGGCUGAUCAAACGGAACCUGUGGGGUUUGGCGGCCAGAGUCUGCCAUAUAUUCCAGAACGCCAUCAUUACCAGCAAAGCCCGAAAAGCGUUGCCUAUAGAUAAGCUGGAACACCUAAAGUCUCAGCUGGAUCUGGUGGUACAACAAGACCUGAUCGCUCAGAUGGAGGACAUCCUCUCCAGAGCGGAGCCCAUGGACUCUGCCUGCAGCAGCAGGAGGAGCAGCAUCUCAUCUCAUUGCUCUGCUUUUCAGGAGAGUUUUAAUGUGAUGGAUUGUGGGAUCUACCGGGUGAUCAGUCGUAGGAACAGUCAGUCUGAUGAAGACUCCGGAUCACUGCACAGUCAGACGCUGUCGGAGGAUGAGAGGCUGCGGGAGCUUUCUGUACAUCCGGAUGAAGAACAAGCAGAACUGGACACCGUUUCACAUGCAUCUGUGAAUAUGGAGAGCGAUCGGACCGAGCCCCUCCUACCAUUUAACAUCACAUUGCCAUUCCGCUCCACAUCACCCCGUGUGUCUCUACAAGCAGUGAAAGAAAGUGUUUCCAGUUUUGUUCGAAAAACCUCAGAAAAAAUAGGGACCCUCCAUAUGAGUCCAGAAAUUAGGAGAAAGCAGGAGCCGACCACAGAAGAGCAGCCCCUGGAAGUGACUACUAAUGGGGUGACCCAACCAGAGGAGGAGAGGACUGAGGUGGAUCAUGUGCAGCCUCCUGAACCCUCAGUAGAAGAAAUCCUACUAGGCGAGCUAAAGUCUGCCACCUCAGAGGCCCUACAUAAAAUCCAAGAUCCUCAGGUUUUGUUUGACAUUGAAGCCAUGAAGAAAAUCUUGGGGGUUUGGCUCGGACACCUCGAAAGAGCACUCUCGCCCCAAGAGCCUUCCAACCCGCGCCUACCGGAGUCUAGUGAGGAUGUCCUACAGUCACCUGGAUUAGAUGGCGGCCUCAAUGUUGAUGCCACAGAACACAAAGAGAGUCAGGAGGAAAAGACCAUGGUCCACCUGAAGACCGAGGAGCACGUGGGCUUCCGAAUUGAGGCUCCUUUCCUUCUAGAAGAUUCCUUGCACAGGGACGUGUCUCACCUUUCCAUGAUGUGUCUGGAGUUCAGACUGUUCACCAAUGGCGCUCCUUCAGAUCUGGACACUUGUCGCUUCAUACAGAAAUACUUCUUCCUUCUUGACCUUAAGAGAUUGAAACGGUGCAUUUUGCUAAAUUAUGGAGAUGCCCCCGGGGUCUGGAGCACCUACAUUACGGGACUGAAAGAGCUGACCAGUUCAGGAUUGGAGGCCCAGGCCAUAGAAAAGGGUGACCUGGUGCGAGCGGUACAAGCGUUAAACAAUAUGGAGCCGUGGGACAGCCCUCUUCUACUGGCGCAUGUGUCCAGGGUUUAUGAAAAGUUCGGAGAAGCAGCGGCGAGAGCUUUCAUUAAGUUUUACCCAUCAGUCUUACCUGCAGACGUCGUACGGAUUUGUAAGGACAAUCCAGGACACUUUUUAGCAUAUCUGGAUAAUCUUAUCAAGUCAAAACCUGAGGAACAGAGAUUAUCUUUACUACAGUCCCUUGUUCAGCCAGAAUGUCUCAAGCUGGACUGGCUGCUUCUGGCCGUCUCCCAUGAUGCACCUCACCCCAGCAACACCGUAGACCCUGAUGGAAAUCCAAGGCCGCGGUCACACCUGUUCACAUGGGGAUACGGCCAGCUUAUAGGACUCUUAAUUCGGCUGCCGUCUGACUUUGCAACCAAAGAGAAAAUGCUGGAGAUCUGUAAAACAUUUGGAUAUUGGCCGGGUUAUGUCACGCUUUGUCUGCAGCUGGAUAAAAGACAUGAAGCCCUGACUAACAUAGUCCAUCUCGAUGACAUGCAACUAAUUGAUGAGAAAAAUGGUUUAUUGCCAGAGACAAUGGAAGAAUGGAAGUAUAUAGUGCACUUAGCACAAGACCAUCACCAGCACCACAGGGCCAUGAAUGGAGAGGCGUCAAGUGGCGGACAUUGUGAUUGGACGAACUGCAUCACAGUGGAGAAUGUGGCGCUACUCUUAGCUAAAGUCAUCGGUCCGGAUCGCACACUACCGUAUUUACAGGACUGGGGUGUGACUGAGGAAUUGUCUGACAGAUAUUCCAAGAUCUGUAAUGUUAUGGAGGUGGCAGAGAAAAGACAGAGGGCUCUGGUUCAGUCAAUGCUGGAAAGAUGUGAGCGAUUUCUAUGGUCCCAGCAAGUGUAGGGACCCCAGCUACAACAUCGGGAACUCCUGUGCGCAAACUGCCCUGGCAAUAAAUGGCAGCUGACUGUUAGAUACUUCUGUCAGUAUUAUGGAGCCUUCGUGGCUGAUAAGGCUGAAGUCUCACUUGUCUGUUACAUGUUACUGUUUGUUAUAUAUGUGAACCUUAUAAAAUCCGGGAGCCAAGAAGAUACUUAGUAUCACAGUGCAACAAUGGGAAAAAUUAACCAUCCCGAAACGUGUCGAUCCCAUUUUCAUUAUGUAACUUAAAUGUCAUUUAUCCGCUGUGCCGAUAUGGUCUCCAAACUGAUGCCUUCCAGAUGUUGCAAAACUACAACUCCCAGCAUGCUCGGACAGCCAACGGCUGUCCGGGCACGCUGGGAGUUGUAGUUUUGCAACAGCUGGAGCCAUUCUGGUUUGGAAACACUAAUAUAUGUGUACAAUGGCCUUUUGACUCUGGAUGUCAGAGGAGAGAAGAGUCGGGCAAGUGUUCCCCUGCAGAAUAUAUGUGCUAGUGUAUGCAGGGAUGAGGAAUGCAUGCUGUGAGUUAUAGUUUUGCAACAGCUGGAGGCACACUGGUUGGGAAUCACUGAUCUAGGUGUACGAUGGCAUCUAAACUCUCCGUUGACUCUGGAUGUCAGAGGAGAGAAGGGUUGGGCAAGUGUCCCCCUGCAGAAUACAUGUGCUAGUGUACGCAGGGAUGGGGAGCGCAUGCUGGGAGCUGUAGUUUUGCAACAGCCGGAGGCACUCUGAUUAGGAAAUAUUGAUUUAACGAAUGCACCCAUCAAUAAAUCAGUGCAUGCUAGGAGUUGUAGUUUUGCAACAGCUGGAGGCACCCUGGUUGGGAAACACUGAUCUGUGUGUUGACUUGGGAGAGAAGGGUCGGACAAGUGUUCUCCUGCAGAAUACAUGUGCUAGUGUAUUUGUGGGGUUGGGGAGUGCAUGCUUUGAGUUGUAGUUUUGCAACAGCUGGAGGGCCACAGUUUGGAGACCACUGUGAUCGAUAACAUUGCACUAUGUUUCUGCAACCCUGAAGGACACAACUGACCAGUGAUAGGCAGCAAUACGGAGAUAGGUAAGAUUAGCCGUACUGGUCGGAUGUGCCAUACAGGGGGCGCUCUUGGGGGCGCAAAAAGCACAGAACAAAUAUAUUAGGUGCUAAUUGUUACCGAUUUAUUGCGUUUUCAAUGCCGCUGUAGUCAUUAUAUAGCACUAGAAGGAACAUAAUGAACAAUUUAGAGUGGACAAUACUACAUCAAUCUUAUGAAUGCCACCAUGGCAUGAUGGGAGUUGUAGUUUGCAUCAGGUUGGCGAACAACGAUCAAACGAUAAUUUUUUUUUGCUUUUCAGUAUUGUCAGCAAUAUUUCUAAUUUAUCACAAAUCUGUUACAUUGAUGCAAAGUGGUUCUGGGAAAAUAUGCAAAUUAGGAACAAAAUGACAGUAGAACAAAGUGUUCCAAAUACUGUUUCAAAACUACAACUCCCAGCAUGCCCAGACAGCCUAAAGGCUGUCCGGGCAUGCUGGGAGUUGUAGUUUUGCAACAGCUGGAGGCACACUGGUUGCAUACUUCCUUUGCUAAGAUCAAUUUUUCUAAUAUACAGUGAUAAAAUUAAAUGUGCUGAUCCACAUGUUACAUAUCAUCAAUUUUGUUUUACGCUGCUCAGGGGUGGGGCAAAAUUUGUAUGCUCCACCCCCAAGGAUCAGUGUAAAUGAACAAAAAUCUGACAAAUUAGAAAAGGGCAUAGCCCAAGGGCAACACUGUUAUUCUUUGGUUAAAGACAGUUGUCCUGGAUUUCAAAAACAUGGCUAGUGUCCGAAACAGCGCCACACCUGUCCCUCAGAUUGCGUGUGGUAUUACAACUCGGCUGUAUUAAUUUUAAUAGAACUGAGCCGCAAUACAACUCACAACCUGAGGGACUAGAGUGGUGCUGUUCCUGGAAAAAAGCCACUCUAUUUCUAAUUAUGGAUAACCCCUUUUUAUGGGUCUUUUCAUACUGCGCAUAUUUGAUGCUGCAGAUUUGAAGCUAUAUUCAGCCAUUUAGUUUGCCUUGAAAUCUGCAGCAUAAAAUCUGCAGCAUCAAAUAUGCACAGGAUAAAAACAUGGCUACUGUCUAGGACAAAAACAACCUGUCCCUCAGGUUGUGUGUGGUAUUACUUUUUGGUGUAAAUUAUUUCAAUAGAUCUGAACUGCAAUACCACACACAACCUAAGGACGAGAGUGGAGCUGUUUCUGGAAGGAAGCAGCUCUUUCUAAUGCUGGAUUUGUCCAGGAUUUUAAAGGGGUAUUCCGGUGAAAAACAAUUUUUUUAUUUUUUCAUAUCAACUGGCUCCAGAAAUGUAAACAGAUUUAUAAAUUACUUCUAUUAAAUCUUAAUCCUUCCAGUACUUAUCAGCUGCUAUUGUUGAGUCAUUCUUUUCUGUCUGAUCACCUUGCUCUCUGCUGACACCUCUGUCUGUCUCAAGAACUGUCCUGUGCAGGAGAGGUUUGCUAUGGGGAUUUGUUCCUACUUUGGACAGUUCCUGGGACAGAGAGGGGUCAGCAGAGAGCACUGUGGUCAGACAGAAAAAAACUCAA